Molecule: messenger RNA, 567 nt
Organism: Blastocystis hominis
Lineage: Eukaryota; Bigyra; Opalinata; Blastocystidae
Exons: 4
Coding region: 1-567 (188 amino acids)
Molecular function (GO): protein binding
Source: RefSeq, a predicted model, not a curated record
AUGAUCUCGAGUGAGCAAGAAGAGGAGUUGGAAUCGCUCCCGUUCAUAUAUUCUGAGGAGGAACUAAUUGUAUUAAGCAAGGACCCUGUGCAUAUUCAAAUUCGUGUAUCAUCGACCAUGAAAAAUGGAGGGUCUCCAUUAAAAGCACUUCUAGAUCUAAAUUGGGGAGAAAAUUAUCCAAAUGAGAAACCUGAGAUGAGCAUCAUAUCAAUAGAUAUAAAGGCAGACGAGAAGGAGUAUUUACUUAAUCAACUCAUCGAAGUCUGUGAGCAAUAUAUGGGAAUGGCAAUGACAUUCAUACUUUCGUCUACGCUUACCCAAUUACUGACUGAUCACCACGAAAACUGGCUGAAUCGGCUACAGUCUGCUACCUCCGCGGAAAAUGUGAUGGAAGAUGCAGGUGCCUCAACUCCGAAGGAAGAGGAUAGAAAGGGAACGAAACCCGAAAAACCCCAACAAAAGACCAAAGCGCAGAAGAAACAUGAAGAAAACAACUGGACACGGCCAGGAGAGUUGCCUCGAGGUUAUAAUUGGGUAGAUGUGGUGAAUCAUCUCCGAAAAACAUAG